CCCCCCUCCCCGGUCAUUCCUGUCAUCCAGGCUUGUGCUUUAACUAGUUCGUUAGCUGCUAUUUACCGUACCCACUCUUUUGGUUUAUUCCCGUCUAGGUUCCUACGGAGCAGAACCUUCCUUUUAGCCGUCUUUUAGAACCUUUUUUUUUUGCGUUUUUUAGUCCCGAAGAUCUCAGAUCUUGUUGUGGGCUGCUUUUCUCAUACGUACUUACCACUUAGACGUUAGUGCUUGCUCCAUCAGCCGUGGCGUCCCAGAUUUUUCCUGUGUGGUGGGUUCUGGCUAGUUUUCCGAGUACAUAACCACUUGGACGCCGCUAUCCUUCCUCCUCUCGGCCAUCUAUCAGUCGCAACACCAACAAACUGAGUUUAUCUAUACUUUCCCAUUCAAGAUUACAUCGCAACUACAAACAAUAUUUGUCUGUCAGAGAAGUCCACGAAGAUUAUCAAUCAAUCACAUCACAUUUCAAUCUCUUCAGUAUAUUGCUUUGCCAUGGCGCCUACACACCGGCGUGGCCCCUGGGUUCAGGAAGAAGACAACACUUUACUCCAACUAGUACACGAGCAAGGACCUAAUAAUUGGGUUCGCAUUUCACAGCAGAUGCACUUCCGUUCUCCUAAACAAUGUAGAGAACGUUUUCAUCAAAAUCUCAAACCAUCUCUGAACCACACCCCAAUCUCGGCUGAAGAAGGACUUAUGAUUGAGCGCAUGGUCAACGAGAUGGGUAAGCGUUGGGCAGAGAUUGCACGACGAUUGGGCAAUCGCAGCGACAAUGCAGUCAAGAACUGGUGGAAUGGCAAUAUGAACCGCAAGCGCAGAGGUCUUGUAGUGCAAGGCACAAGCCAGCAACACUCCUCGCGCGCCUGUAACGGCCGGAUUGAGGCACCAUAUCCACGAGCCAGCGACCACCGACAUCAACACAAUGAAAUUCGACGGCCUUCAACCUCAUCAAUCACGAAGGCCACUCUCAGCAAAAGCCCUGUCACAGUCUCCCAGCUGAUUCUUCAUGAGCGACCAGUCUCACCAAACCAUCAGGACGGCAUCUCACGACAUCUUGUGCCUAUUCUCACAUCCGCUAGCAAUAGCAACAACCGAGUAAUAGAACCAUCAAUGACUUCUCCAGCGUUUUCGGAAGUAUCAACUCUUGAACCACCUUCCAUGGUGUCGGAUCACAAUUCAGUUUCCUCCGCUUCACCGAGAACACUUCCAUCGCCUCAAAUGCUGCCAGUCCCGAAUGAUUCCCGCCUUUCCUGGUUUGCGGAGCAACAUCGAAGAGGAAGUGUGCCUACCUUCUCUUCCUAUCAUCUCACGUCUUCUUCUAGAGAGGAAGCAUAUUUCUCGCGCAAUUCCGAACAUGAAUCUGGUUAUUCUAGACACUGGAGUGUUGACCACAAUUACACCAAAUCUCUCUCUGAGACAGCUCCACCUUCUUCAUCGCGGCGUGACUCUCGCAUGGGUCUCCAGUCUUUGCUCAACUAAAGCGCCACCCACAUUAAUACUUUGUCCCUUUCCUUUGUUCAACUACAUGGUUGUUUUUUUCUGGC
Molecule: messenger RNA, 1544 nt
Organism: Talaromyces stipitatus ATCC 10500
Lineage: Eukaryota; Fungi; Ascomycota; Eurotiomycetes; Eurotiales; Trichocomaceae
Product: MYB family conidiophore development protein FlbD, putative
Exons: 2
Coding region: 493-1479 (328 amino acids)
Biological process (GO): mitotic cell cycle; positive regulation of transcription by RNA polymerase II
Cellular component (GO): nucleus
Molecular function (GO): DNA-binding transcription factor activity, RNA polymerase II-specific; RNA polymerase II cis-regulatory region sequence-specific DNA binding
Source: RefSeq, a predicted model, not a curated record